Messenger RNA from Peronospora matthiolae, 720 nucleotides. The record is from the annotation of a GenBank genome assembly. Lineage: Eukaryota; Oomycota; Peronosporomycetes; Peronosporales; Peronosporaceae.
AUGGAGACGGAGGGUGGAAGUCCUGGUCGUACAUUGCUAGACGAAGAAGGGGCGGAAUUAAUUGACGGGAAGGUGGUGUCGAACGGACUUGAUGAGGAGGCAUCACUGCAAUGGAAAAGGUUGGAGACUUUGAGGAUUCGAGAGCUGGGUGGCAUCCCCGCUGGCGUGGAGUCAUCUGUUGCUGAUGCGGAAGCAGAACCGCCACGACGACUCUCAGACAGUGAAGAGACCAUAUCCACUGCUACUAGUCCAUGCGAGAGCAUGGUAGCGCUAGAAGAGCUCCUGCCGGAUCGCAGCGAAUCGACUGGUGAAGCAGGAUGUCGGAUUGACGACGCUGAGUUUGCUACUGAUCCCAUGUGUGACGGCGUCAGGUUUCCGACGAUCGACUUUCGGAACGCACGCACGCAGAAGUUCACUGCGUUGCUCGUAGGAAUCGUGCAUGGAAUCGCGGGACCAGGUGGGAUCCUCGGUGUUUUGCCUGCAGUAGGGCUCCACGAUACGGUCAAGUCGUUCAUCUAUCUCGGUUCCUUCUGCUUGACAUCCAUUGUCACAAUGGGGGUCUUUGCUGCUGGGUACGGUGAAGCUACAGGUCGACUAGGCGACCGCUCCGAGAUCCUGGCAUUCCGCAUAUCGAUCUUCUCGUCUUUACUUUCCGUGAUCGUGGGUAUACUCUGGUUAGUGCUUACUGCCAUGGGCGAGCUCCAGGAAGUCUUUGGCUGA